CCCUCCCCGUUCUCCGUCUAUAUAAACUGGGCUUAUGCCUACAUUACUCUUCCCCCCUCUCCUUUCAUUUCAAUCCCUCUGCAUACAAAGCAAAAAAGAACUGUUUGCCUCUGAAAUUCUGCUCUCUGUUUCUAUUUCCUAUUUCCUCUUCCCCAUUCAGACAAAUAUGGAGUACGAGGACCACAGAUUCAGACAGGUUCAAAGGCCAAAAUAUGAUUGCCUUCUGUUUGAUCUUGAUGAUACCCUUUACCCCCUGAGUUCUGGUCUAGCAACAUCAGUCCUUAAGAACAUUCAAGAUUACAUGGUCGAAAAGUUGGGUAUAGAACAGAGCAAGAUCCCUGCCCUGUGUGAUCUGCUGUACAAAAACUAUGGCACCACAAUGGCGGGUCUCAGGGCGAUUGGCUAUGAUUUUGACUAUGAUGAGUAUCACAGUUUUGUCCAUGGGAGACUGCCUUACGAAAAUCUAAAACCGGACCCUGUUUUGAGGAGCCUUUUAUUAAGCUUGCCCAUCCGUAAAGUUAUCUUCACUAAUGCCGAUAAGGUCCAUGCCGUCAAGGUUCUCCGUCGGCUCGGUCUGGAAGACUGUUUUGAAGGGAUCAUUUGUUUUGAGACUCUUAAUCCCACUCACAAGAGCACUGCCUCUGAUGACGAGGAUGAUGUCGAGUUUCUGGGGUUGAAACAAUCUUCGUGUGCGUCAAAUCCUGAAAUUUUCGACAUCAUCGGACAUUUUGCUCAGUCUAAUGCAGAAUCAUCAGGAUUGCCAAAGACCCCAAUUGUUUGCAAGCCAUCAGAAUCCGCCAUCGAAAGGGCUCUUAAAAUUGCUAACAUUAAUCCACAUAGAACACUAUUCUUUGAGGACAGUGUCCGAAAUAUUCAGUCAGGAAAACACGUAGGACUUGAUACUGUGCUGGUUGGUAAAUCUCAGAGAGUGAAAGGAGCAGAUUAUGCAUUAGAAAGUAUUCAUAAUCUGCGGGAAGCAAUAGCAGAGCUUUGGGAAGCUGAUAAACUCCCUGAACCUAACUAUUCAGGAGUUCCAGUGGAGACUUCUGUGACAGCUUAACUUGGUUUUUCUGCAAUAUUCUUAGCAAGGACGAACAACAAUGAAUGUUACAUGUGACUUCUCAGACCAUGUAAAUGCUGCUUUCUUCCUAUGAUCAAUUAAUAUAAAAGAAAUUCUCGCAA
This is a messenger RNA of Sesamum indicum (sesame), 1182 nucleotides long. Its product is annotated as suppressor of disruption of TFIIS. Lineage: Eukaryota; Viridiplantae; Streptophyta; Magnoliopsida; Lamiales; Pedaliaceae. The record is from RefSeq and is a predicted model, not a curated record.